CCAUUAUAAAUAGGUGCACCAUGCACGCUCUCUCGGCAGUACCAAAUAAAGCAAAAAAGAGGGUGGAAAUGGCAGAAAAAUCUUACGAGGAAGAACAUCCUACCAAGGCUUUUGGAUGGGCAGCCAGAGACCAAUCCGGGGUCCUCUCUCCUUUCAAAUUCUCCAGGAGGUCUACAGGAGAGAAGGAUGUGAGAUUCAAGGUGCUCUUUUGUGGAAUAUGUCACUCAGACCUUCAUAUGGCCAAGAAUGAGUGGGGUACUGCCACGUACCCUCUAGUUCCCGGGCAUGAGAUUGUUGGGGAAGUGACAGAGGUAGGAAGCAAAGUUGAGAAGUUCAAAGUUGGAGACAAAGUGGGGGUGGGGUGCUUGGUUGGAUCAUGCCACUCUUGCGAUAGUUGCAACAACAAUCUCGAGAAUUAUUGCCCAAAAAUGAUACUCACCUACAGUACCAAAUACCACGAUGGAACCACCACGUACGGAGGCUACUCAGACAGCAUGGUCACGGAUGAGCACUUCGUAAUUCGUAUUCCAGACAACCUACCUCUAGAUGCCGCUGCACCUCUCCUAUGUGCUGGGAUUACAGUUUACAGCCCCUUGAGGUUUUUUAAUCUUGACAAACCGGGUAUGCAUGUGGGCGUGGUUGGGCUCGGCGGGCUAGGUCAUGUAGCUGUAAAGUUUGCGAAGGCCAUGGGGGUCAAGGUUACAGUUAUUAGCACCUCUCCCAAGAAGAAACAAGAAGCCCUUGAGCAUCUUGGUGCUGACUCGUUUCUAGUUAGUCGUGACCAGGAUGAGAUGCAGGCUGCAGUGGGCACAAUGGAUGGUGUAAUUGACACGGUGUCGGCCAUUCAUCCUAUCUUGCCUUUGAUUAGUCUAUUGAAGACUCAAGGAAAGCUGGUCUUGGUUGGUGCGCCUGAAAAGCCACUUGAGCUACCAGUGUUUCCUCUGAUCAUGGGAAGAAAAAUAGUGGGAGGGAGUACCAUAGGAGGAAUGAAGGAAACACAAGAGAUGAUUGAUUUUGCUGCCAAGAACAACAUCACGGCAGACAUUGAGGUUAUCUCGAUGGAUUAUGUGAACACAGCCAUGGAGCGGCUUUCGAAAACAGAUGUCAGAUACCGAUUUGUUAUCGACAUCGGCAACACAAUGAAGAUUUGAAUUCUCUACCUCAUAAACACUGUACGAAUAAAACGCAUGUAAUGUCAGAUACCGAUUUGUUAUCGACAUCAGCAACACAAUGAAGAUUUGAAUUCUCUACCUCAUAAACACUGUACGAAUAAAACGUGUGAUUUGACAUCGGCAACACAUUGCUUUUACUCAGUACAGCGGAUAACUAUUAGAUUUCAACAAAGAGAGCAACCCUGUUAUUUGCAGACAUGACCUUAUUCUUUGGACAAAUUAUCAGUAAGUCCUGUUUUAACAAAUAUAGAUCGUAUUAAUCUUGAUCUUUUCAAUCCCACACAUUAAUUUAUUUUCCUUUAUCAUAAUUACUUAAACACUUAGCGUCAAUUUAAUCAUGAUCUUUUCAAUCCAACACAUUGAAUAAAAUUAAUUUAUUUCCAUCUUUUCUCUCUCUAAAACAAAAAAAUACUUUCCUCCUUUAAUUAGUUGAUGUGAGAAAGAACUACUUCUCUCUUGAUAUUUUAUAUGUUUGGUGUUGAUUUCAUUGUACGUACAACCAGCGCUUGGAUGAGUUUAGAAUAAAGGACGUCAAACAUGGCCGGAUGAAGAAACUCUUAUAAUUAAGAAUAUUAAUUAAGAUGUUGAAUUGUUAAAUUCAAAGUUUUUAAACCCGGCUGCCAGCCCGGUCCAAGGCCCGGGUUCCGGGUUUUAACCGGGUCGGCCGGGUCAAUUUUUAUUUUUAAAAAAAUUCAAAACGACGUCGUUUUAGUUAAAAAAAAAACAAAAGUCAACGGGUUGCAACCGGGUUUUUGACCGGGUCACCGGGUCAACCCGCCGGGUCAGCCGGGUCACACCGGGUCAUGGCUUAUGCUAUUUUUUCAUCAACUCGGCUCGGUUCCAGCCCCGGGUCGACCUGCCGGGCCGGGCCGGGUUUCAAAACACAUGUUAAAUUAAUUAGGUCAUUAUCCCAUAAUUCAAAAUUCAUAAAACACAUCAUGUCUGUUGAAGAGGUACAUGCAUAACGACACUGUUUAUUUUUGUAUUUCAAAAAUAUUUUUUAAAAAAUUAAUUUUUUAUUUUUUUCUUUGAAUUAAUAUGUUUUUUAUGUUUUUAGAUCGUUUUGAUACUCUGGUGUCAAAAAUAAUUUAUAAAAAAUAAAAAAAUAUAUUUUAAUAUAUUUUUAAGUGAAAAAUACUUUAAAAAAUAACUGUAACUAUACUUCCAAACAUAGUUACACUCCCAAACAGACUAGUUCAACUGCUUUCGUUCUCUCUUUUUUAUAUAUAUAUAUAUAUAUAUAUAUACACACAUUGAAUGUUGAACAAAAACAGUAAUUUGAAGUUUUUAAUCACCAUGUUACCUUUCAAUAGUGCCGGGUCGACAAUAGUGCUACAAAGAUAUAGUACGUAGUCUUUAAAAAAACAGGUAAAUGAUCAUUUAAAAAUUAGUUUUUCAACUCUGAUCUUCUUAAAUUAAUCCCAUUAAUUUGAAGUCAAUUUUUUGUGUAAACUUUCCAUGUUAACACAAAUGACGUUGAGUGUUUGACAUGGGGACUAGUGUUAGGUAACGGUUUACCAAGAUAGGGAAAUAAAAUGAGGACUCCAAGUGUCCGCUAACGUUAAUAAAAAUCAAAUUUUUUUUAAGCACCAGCCGUUCUAUUGCUGGCCUCUGUGUUUCUCUGCCUCAACGUGUCUCUCCAGCUGUCCACGUUAUCUAUGACCCCACACGUUUUCUUUGUGAAAACCUACACCAACCCUCACUAUAUAAACACCCCUUGCCACUUCGUCCUUCUCAUCACCACCCUGGAUCAAGAACACUGAACAAUAUUCAAGAUUUGGUUACGCUCUCAGUAUAUCUCUUGAAAGGGUUUGUUUUCGUGUCUUGACACCCGAUUUUGUACAAUGGCAUUUGCUGCAAUGAAGUUGUUUGCUGCUGCUGUUGUCAUGGCAAUGCUUGCCAGUGUUGCUGUUUCCGCCCAAGAUCUUGGAGAGUUAGCGCCAGCGCCAGCUCCUGGAAUGGACAAGGGAGCUGCUUCCUUUUCUCUUGGGAUGUCUGGGGCUCUUAUCUGCUCUUCUCUCUUCUUGUCUAUGCUUUCUCUUUUGAGGCACUAGGUUUUUGUGAUCUGUGAUUCUCUUGGUCAUUUUUAUGUUUUACUGGGAUGGGAUUUAUACACGUGUUACUCUUUUGAGAGUCUUUUUUUGAGGGAUUUUUUUUAGUACUAUUAUUUAUUUAUUUGUUUAUACGGUGAAAUAAAGGUUUAUUUAUUAUUAUAUAUGGGUUUGUCUGGUGGUUGUAUUUUUGUUGAGGUGAGGGGUAUGUAUAUAUCGAUUUAUUAGAACUUGUGUAUUUUCUUCGAUAUUAAUAAAUUAUUAUUUCGUUUUA
Molecule: messenger RNA, 3497 nt
Organism: Populus trichocarpa (black cottonwood)
Lineage: Eukaryota; Viridiplantae; Streptophyta; Magnoliopsida; Malpighiales; Salicaceae
Product: probable mannitol dehydrogenase
Exons: 5
Coding region: 21-1151 (376 amino acids)
Biological process (GO): lignin biosynthetic process
Molecular function (GO): zinc ion binding; cinnamyl-alcohol dehydrogenase activity
Source: RefSeq, a predicted model, not a curated record